Aspergillus bombycis is the source of this 801-nucleotide messenger RNA. Its product is annotated as DUF218 domain protein. The transcript has a single exon. Gene Ontology annotation, cellular component: plasma membrane. The record is from RefSeq and is a predicted model, not a curated record. NCBI's taxonomy places the organism in Eukaryota, Fungi, Ascomycota, Eurotiomycetes, Eurotiales, Aspergillaceae. Bases 1 to 801 code for a protein of 266 amino acids.
AUGUCCUCCGAAGCAACAGCCCAAGAUAUCAAUGUCGUGGCUGAAUAUCUCGGGGAUCAACAAGUCCAAGACCUAUCGUCAUGUCCCUCGGUGGACGGUAUCGUCAUCUGCGCGUCGGCAAUUCUGUAUCAAGCCGAACGUCUGUUCCAGGUACUACAAGAGCGACCGUCGUUGAGCAAAUGUUUGGUUCUAUGUGGUGGCGUGGGCCACUCCACCCACUUCAUGUAUGACGCUGUCGCACAACACCCUCGCUUCUCGCAGAUCGCACCAGAGAUCCACGGCCUCCCCGAAGCUCGUGUCUUGGAGAGGAUCCUGGACACGUUCUUUGACCGAUCCGCCAUCACAGCUGGAGGCUGUAUGAUCUUAGUCGAAGAUCAAUCCACAAACUGUGGCUUAAAUGCCUCGUUGAGUCGGAAAGUGCUCGAUACAGCUGGCUUCCGAGCGCUCCAGACGUAUAUGAUCAUUCAAGAUCCUACGAUGAUGCUGCGAACAAAAGCCUCCUUCCAAAAGGCAUACGAGGACAGGCCGUCGCCUCCGACUUUCAUGAGCUGUCCGAUAAUCGUCCCGCAUAUGCAGAGCUCAGAAGGUGGGGAGCUGAAAUAUCAAGACUUACCACUGGAAAACACAUGGUGGCCACUGGAUCGAUUUUUGGAGUUGAUAAUGGGGGAAAUCCCACGACUGAGAGAUGAUGAUAGCGGUUAUGGGCCACGAGGGAAGGGGUUCAUUCCUCAUGUGGAAGUCCCGGGGCAUGUUGAAGAAGCAUGGUCACGACUACGGGUGGUUUCAAACACCUGUCGGUGA